Thunnus maccoyii (southern bluefin tuna) is the source of this 11959-nucleotide messenger RNA. Its product is annotated as plexin-B2-like. The transcript is spliced from 44 exons. Gene Ontology annotation, cellular component: semaphorin receptor complex. NCBI's taxonomy places the organism in Eukaryota, Metazoa, Chordata, Actinopteri, Scombriformes, Scombridae. Gene Ontology annotation, biological process: regulation of GTPase activity; negative regulation of cell adhesion; positive regulation of axonogenesis. Gene Ontology annotation, molecular function: semaphorin receptor activity; protein binding. The record is from RefSeq and is a predicted model, not a curated record. The coding region runs from base 1434 to 7025 and encodes 1863 amino acids.
GGAUUUUGAAUUGGUAGCCAACGCAAAGAUGGAAAGAUUUAUGCUGGAGGAAAAAAAAAACUGCGAAUCAUUAAUUAUAAAGCCUAUUUAAAAUCUAUCUCCAGCAAAAUGAACAUUAGGCUGUGGCAUUCCUCAAUGAAGAAAAAACUUAAGGAGUGUGGCCUGGCAUUGGGAGGGUAGUUAUCACGCAUGAUAGGGGACCAUUCAUGUCGACACCGGUAUUAUUUUUAGAACGAGGCUUAAAUCGGUCAACAGACAACCGGUCUAACCAGCCUAGCGGCGACUCAGUGGGUUAUGUAACAGUGUGAUCUCUCCUCAGACAUUACUACAGCGUACAGUGCUGCUGUUUCAUAAUGUUUCAUCAUUAAUUGCGCUUUGUGAUGCUGUUGUUACCUCAACCUGGCAGCCGCUUGCCGCCGCCUCCUUCCUGCUGUUCAAUGAGGCAGCGUCUCCAUGCGAGCCGUUUAAAGGGAGAGGGAAAAAGGCUCGGCUGCACAGCGUUCAGCUCGCUGCGCCGCCCUGCUCUCAUAGCUGGCAUUUCUCAGAUAAGAACCAGCCAGCAACACUGAUUUACAAGGCUCUUCUCCUCCCUCUGUGUGUGUGUAUAUAUGUGUGUGUGUGUGUUGUCGUUGAUUUAAAAGACUCAAAGUGUAAUAAACUAUAAUGAAAUACUCCUCCUGUGAAAAAACACCAACCUGCAAAUCACAUCACAGCAUUCAACGCUUGUUCCCCAUCUGUCAGCAGCCGUACAGCUGAUGUGUGUGUGUGUGUGUGUAUCUGCAGGUUUCACUUUGCACAUGUUGAACGUAAAUCUCUUUUCUCUUCAUCCUCCUGUUUUUUUUUUCUUUUUCAGGGUGUGUAUUAUAUUUCUUCUCUAGUGUUCCUUCAGCUCAUCGGGCGGAGUGUAUAUGUUUACUUCACUCCCAUUUCUUAACACACUUCAUGCUUCUCUCGCUGUUUUUUCCUAGCAGCAGUCAUCUGAUACAGGCAUCAAUAUUAAAGGGGAGGGAGGAUUCCAAGAAUGCGGGAGUUAAGUCCUUAUUUUAUUGGAUUUUCAACCACCAGGGCUUUCCUGAAUACCAGCAGUUCCAGCGCAUCCUUAAAGAGUAACUUAACACUGAGCUGAAAAGUGUUUAUCUCACUUUUUUUGGCUUCUGAUUGACAGUUUGACCACACCCAGCAGUGAUGUCAGGAUGUACUGACCGCACCUUGAGUGCACGUCUACAUCACGGCAGCGAGAUGAGAACAGAAUCUCCGGAGAGGAGAGUGAGGUGGUUCAUUUCAUCGGACUUCUACAGGCCUGAACACUGAACAGCGGAGCGAAGCGGUUCAUGUCAUCCAGAGAUCAACAGGCCUGAACACUGAACAGAUUGCAUGUCUUGAAGAGAGAGUGAAGAGGAAGAAAAGAGAAAGAGGGAAUAAAAGAAACAGACAUGAUGGAGCGGCGGUGGGCGUGGCACUUCCUGGUCGCCUUGGCAACGGUUUACCUCAGCCCUUCCCACAGUGAAAGCACAGAGUUCCUCUCUGACAGUCUGAUCAAUAACGUGGUGGCGGAUCCUCAUACGGGCCGGCUGUACGUCGGCGCCGUCAACGCCCUCUACCAGUUGAACCCUGACCUGGAUGUGGAGUCUCGCACCGAGACGGGCCCCAAACGGGACAACCGGCUUUGCACCCCGCCUGUCACUGACGCCUGCGAGGAGGCCACGGACACCGACAAUCACAACAAGCUGCUCCUGGUCUACAAGGAGAAAGACAUGCUGGUGGUUUGCGGCAGCAUCUUCAGAGGCAUCUGCUCACUGAGGAACCUGAGCAACGUGGACCAGCUGCUGUACUUCAGCGACACCAAAGGAGAGAAGUCGUACGUGGCGAGCGCCGAGGAGAGCGUCUCAGUGGUGGGAGUGAUGUCAUACUACAUGAAGGAGAAAACCAACUUCACCGUGUUCCUGGUUGGUAAAGGUUACGGCAGCCAUGACAGCACCAAGCUGAUCUCCACCCGCAUCCUCCAGGAUUAUCGCGAGUGGGUCUAUUUCGACAGCAUCAUCGAGGCCUCGGCUGUUCAGGCCAACCCUUUCGUCCUGCGAUACCUCCACGACUUCCGCUUCGCCUUCAAAGACAGCAACUUCGUCUACUUCCUGUUCUCGCGGACGCUCGGCUUCCAGGACAACAAGAACUUCACCUUCAUCUCCAGGAUGUGCGAGAACGACCAGGGCUAUUACUCCUACGCCGAGCUGCAGCUCAACUGUAGCGCUACGAACAAGUAUAACAAAGCUCAGGCUGCCUAUGUAGGAACACCGGGGGAGGUUUUGGCCCAGAGUAUGACCAAAUCAGGCCAGUAUGGACCAGUUUCCACCUCGGACAAAGUGCUGUUUGUCACCUUCACUUCUGAUGAAGAUCCAUCCCAUUCAGCCAUGUGCAUGUACCCUCUGCGCUCUAUAAACAAGAGGCUGUUGGAGAUAAUAGGAGCGUGCUACAACAACAGCGGCAUCAUUAAUGGGAAGGCUGCUGUCUACUUGCCUUACUCCUCCAAGACUGACGACCUGUGCAUCAGCAGUCAGAAGGACCUGGCCCAGCAGUACAAGUGUGGAGCCGAGUUUCUGCCCUCCCCGUUGGCCAGCAAAGCCGAGUUCGCCUUAACCACUGAGGCCCGGUUGGUCCGCCCUGCUCACCUGACUGCCAUCGCUGUGGCUGUAGAAAUGGGACACACCGUGGCGUUCCUGGGCACCGCCACCGGAGAGGUGCUCAAGGCGCAUCUCUCCGACCACCCAGAGGUGUACGGCCGGCCGUUGGGAGGCGCGGGAGGUGCUGGAGGCAAGGUCAACAAGAAUCUGCUGUUCGAUUCCAGCUUCCAACACCUGUACAUCACCACGGAGAAAAAGAUCAACAAGGUGCCGGUCCAGGCCUGCCACCUGAAGACAGACUGCCACUCCUGUAUCUCCAUCAAGGAUCCGUACUGUGGCUGGUGUGUCCUGGAGGGAAAAUGCACCAGGAAGCAGGACUGCAGUAGGUCAGACGAGGAAAACACCUGGCUGUGGUCGCCCAAUCAGAAGUGUGUUCAGAUCGAGGGCUUCAACCCUCGGAGCAUCAGCUGCAAGAAGACGCAGCAGGUUGACAUCAUCAUACCCGCCCUGCCCACACUGAAGCCGUCUGAUAGGCUGACGUGUGUUUUCGGCUCUUCCAGUAAUGAAGCCGUGAUGUCCCCUGACGGUCAGAGGCAGAUCACCUGUUCGCUGCCCGAACCCGGUCAAAUCCCGCAGACUCCGGAUCAGCAGGACUUCGUGUCCGUCCCAGUCAAAGUUCUGGUAAACGACAAGAUCGAGGUGACGUCCGGAGAAUAUCAGUUCUACAACUGUGCUGCUACAGUCAGGAAGAACCCGAACACACCGUGUAUAGCGUGUGUGACCAGUCAGUGGGGCUGUCAGUGGAACGCUGAGGACCACAGCUGCAGCGACAGCAGCGCCGUAAAUGGAGCACACAUAGUCAAACCCGAACAGUCUGAAAGAUGUCCUCAGUUCAAGUCUCCGACGCCGCAGUUAAUCCCCGUGGGCUUCGAGAUCCCCAUCAGCUUCGAGGGAAGUAACCUGGGCAGCAACAUGGGACGGAAGUUUGUUAUCGGGACCGAGCUGAUGAAGCACACAGAGGUGGACGUCAUACAGGAGCAGGGGUCAAAGUUCAAAUUCAAUGGUCAUCGGUUUGCGUAUGACAAGCAGCAGGAGGUGAACGUAUCCUUCCAUAUCAAAGACAAACUAACCGAGAGGAAGAUUGACAGCACCCUGACAGUUGUGCUGUAUAACUGCUCGGUGGGGAGAGAAGACUGCAGUCUGUGUAAACACGCCGACGCCAAGUACGAGUGUGUUUGGUGCGCGGCCUCACGCACCUGUGUUUACCAGGGACUCUGCCCGUCACCGCAGCCGGCACAGUGCCCCAACCCUGAAAUCACUGAUAUCAUCCCUCGCUACGGCCCUCUGAACGGUCGGAUCUCAGUGACCAUUAAAGGCUCCAACAUGGGAAUUAAGAAGGAAGACAUCAAGAAGAUCACCGUGGCCGGAGUGGACUGCGUUCACCAAGAGGACAGAUACUCCGUCUCUACGAGCGUGGUGUGUGAGAUCGGCCCGGCGAGGCGAACGCCGCCGUCUGACCUCCCGUUUGAACCAACAAACAAGGGAGCGGUGGAAAUAGAAGUAGAGGGAGGGAGAAAAGGAAAAUCUCAGGUCAUGUUCACCUAUCGGGACCCCAAACCAAAGAGCGUGGACCCAGUGAGAGGCCCCACAGCCGGAGGAACCGUCAUCACCAUCACGGGAGAAGACCUGGACACGGCGACUAAAGGCGACGUGGCCGUCACCGUGGGGGGCAUCCCUUGUGAAGUCCUGUCGUUCGGCGACAAGAUCACCUGUGAGACGGGAAAGAACCGCGGGCCCUCUCCUGAACCUCAGACAGUGAUGGUGAAAUAUGGUAAAAACACCACCAAAGACAUCCCAAAUGCUUUCCAGUACUCCGAAAACCCCAAGAUCACAGAUUAUUAUCCCAAGACCAGCUUCGUAUGUGGUGGUCGGAGGAUUGUGGUGAUGGGAAGCGGGUUUGAUCUGAUCCAGAGAGCCACGAUGAAAGUCCUGCCCUCCGCUGACGAGUUUUCACAAAACACCGCACCUGUAGAGUUCGUCCAGGAGGCUCUGAGUAAGAACGACACAGUCCUCCAGUUUUAUUCCCCUAUAGUAAACUGCUGCGACAGUCAGUCGCUCAGGACGGCGGUCCACCUAGACAACGUGAAGGAAGACCUGAAGAGCUUCGAAUACCACCCAAACCCCACCUUCAACAAACUCGCCAAGAACGUCAUCACCGAGACCAGCAUCAUCAUCGUGACUGGUCGAGGUUUCUCCAAGGCGAUGACAGCCAAGGAGGCCCAGGCGUUUGUUGGAGACGCCUCCUGUCAUGUGAACAUACUUCAGGAUGAUAAGUUGAUCCUGGAGGCUCCUUCGUCACAGCCCAGUGCUCGGUCCAAACGCCAACGCAGAGACACGACCAAGGACCUGCUGGAGCUAGUGGUGAAGUUUGGUCAUGGAGAGUGGACGGUUGGAUCAGUCUACUACGCCAGGAAAGAAGACCUUCCUCUGGCUAUAAUCAUUCCUGCAGUCAUCGUACCGAUGCUGCUCUUCAUCGCCGUGUCCGUCUACUGCUACAGGAGGAAGAGUCAGCAGGCGGAACGAGAGUACGAGAAGGUGAAACAUCAGCUGGAGAAUCUGGAGGAAAGCGUGCGAGAUCGCUGCAAGAAAGAGUUCACUGAUCUGAUGAUUGAAAUGGAGGACCACACCAGCGACCUGAGCGAAGCCCGCAUCCCGUUCCUGGACUAUAAAACCUACACCGACCGUAACUUCUUCCUGCCCUCCAAGGACGGCGCCAACAACGCCAUGAUCACAGGAAAAAUCCAAAUCCCAGAAGCUCGCAGGGCCAUCGUGGCUCAGGCGCUCAACCAGUUCUCCAACCUGCUGAACAGUAAAACCUUUCUCAUCAAUUUCAUCCACACGUUGGAGAGUCGUCCGGACUUCAACGCCAGGGCUCGGGGUUAUUUCGCCUCCCUGCUGACGGUGGCGCUGCACGGCAAACUGGAGUAUUACACCGACAUCACGAGGACGCUGCUGCUGGAGCUGAUGGACGAACACGUGCAGAACAAAAACCCCAAACUCAUGCUGAGGAGGUCGGAGACGGUGGUGGAGAGGAUGCUCUGUAAUUGGAUGUCCAUCUGUCUCUAUCAGUUCCUCAGGGACACAGCAGGAGAACCUUUAUACAAACUGUUCAAAGCUUUGAAGCAUCAGGUGGAGAAGGGCCCGGUGGACGCCAAGAUGAAGAAAGCCAAAUACACACUGAACGACACGGGACUGCUGGGAGACGACGUCGAGUACUCUGUACUGACUCUGCAGGUGUUGGUGCACGGGGAGGGACCCGACGUGACUCCAGUCAAAGUGUUGAACUGUGACACCAUCUCUCAGGUAAAAGAGAAGAUCAUCGAUCAAGUCUACAGGAAUCUGCCGUACUCGCAAAGGCCGAAGGUAGAGAGUGUCGCUCUGGAGUGGCGUCCGGGCUCCACCGGUCAGAUCCUGUCCGACCUCGACCUGACCUCCCAGAAAGAAGGACGCUGGAAGAGACUCAACACUUUGGCUCAUUACAAUGUUCGGGAUAAUGCCACGUUGGUUCUGUCCAGAGUUUUACACACACAGUCGUUCCACCAGCACCAAGACAGCUAUGAAGAGAAAAACGCCCUGCUGGAGGACGACAACACUUUCCACCUGGUGAGACCGGCAGACGAAAUCGACGAGGGGAAGUCGAAGAGAGGCAGCAUGAAGGACAAGGCGAUGACCAAAGCCAUCACUGAGAUCUAUCUGACCAGGCUGCUGUCUGUCAAGGGCACUUUGCAGCAGUUCGUGGACGAUUUCUUCCGUAGUGUCUUGUGCUCGAGUUCCGCCGUCCCUCCCGCCGUCAAAUACUUCUUUGACUUCCUGGAUGAACAGGCGCUGAGACACGACAACGUAGACGAGGAGACGCUCCACAUCUGGAAGACUAACAGUUUGCCUCUGCGGUACUGGGUGAACAUCCUGAGGAACCCCCACUUCAUCUUCGACGUCCACGUGACGGAGGUGGUGGACGCGUCGCUGCACGUCAUCGCUCAGACCUUCAUGGACGCCUGCACCAAGACGGAGCACAAACUCAGCAGAGAGUCACCCAGCAACAAGCUGCUCUAUGCAAAAGAGAUUUCAACGUACAAGAAGAUGGUGGACGAUUACUACAAGGGCAUCAGACAGAUGGUUUCAGUCAGUGACCAGGACAUGAAUACACAUCUCGCUGAGGUUUCCAGGCAACACACAGACAAAUUGAACACCCAGGUGGCCUUACAUCAGCUCUAUCAGUAUGCCAGCAAGUACUAUGAUGUGAUCAUCCAGUCGCUGGACGAGGACCCAGCAGCCCAGAAUAAACAGCUCACCCUCCGCCUCCAACAGAUCGCUGCUGCCCUGGAGAACAAAGUCACCGACCUUUGACCUCUGUCCUCAUGGAGGAGGUCAGGGGGAGGAGCUAACGGCUACUAAAACACAAGAUGACGUUUUCCAUUUAAGGACUCAAAGGAGGACGAGCUUGCGGACUCUACCGAAUGUUUGACGGACUGAAGUGGGAGGGGCUAGUGGAGACACAGGAAGCUGUUGACCAUAUAAGGACUGAAGGGGGAGGAGUUAUGGGACUAGCGAGUGGAGAUUUUUGGACAAAUGAAGUGUUAAAAUAAGCCCAGAGUGGCGGAAACUGAAGCGCUCAUACCUUCUACGUUUGAAUGGCGUAUUUCCACUUGGCAUCCCAAAACAAAUACCAAGGAGGGAUUCAAAAUGGCGUGUAACAUGGGAGAUAUCACUCUGUAAAAUCAAAGGGUUAUUUUUUUAAUGGCUGUUCAGUUUGUGUACUCGGACCUAGCUGGACGAUGUUUAUCUGUGUUUGGCCUCUGCUUCACCACAAAGUUUAAUUUUACCAUGUACGGACUGAGAAAGAAAGUGCCACGCAAGGAAUGAAGAUUGAAGAUUUUUGGAUAAUUGAAGAAUUUACGUGAAGUAGUGAGACAUUACCAAAUAUUUCCUUUUUGUCACUUGGAUUGGAAGAACAGCAGCUUCAGGACGCUUUGUGACCACUUUUCUUUUCUCGUGUUAAAGCAAAGUCUAUUAACUGUGAGGUGAUUUUGCACCUUUUGCUGAUCUGAGGUCAGUUUUUCUGUUUCUGUGCUCAAUGGUAACGAGGGAAUCUGAUCUCAAGUCAGCAACAGAGAAUGGGUUCAUUCUAAAGCUGCUUGGAAGAACUUUUACCUUUUUAAGUGAGCUAAAAUUAAAAUAAUCAACCAAUGAAAACCCACUAUGGUACACACCACUGGCCAAUCAGGGGUCUUGGUUUUGUCAAUUCAGAGUGAAUUCAGGGUACGAUGAGUUUUGAGUUUUCUCCCAAAAUCAAAUAGCAACACAAACUUUUCUUGUAUCAUGGCGAGAUGUUUCCAUGCGCUGCAGUUAUGUGUUUCUAUGCUGAUGACAUUGUGCUGUUAACUCAAAUCACAGCUGAGUAAGAUCACUCUGUUGAGUCUAUGGUUCAAUCUAGUAUUAUUCUUUGUAUGCAGGCUGUAAACAGAGCCUUUUCAUUCACAUAUACAUGAUGAUUUAUCUUUUUAAUGGACUGAUUAGUGCCACUUGUUUUCUUUUGUAAAGUGUUAAUCAGGGUGGUCCAUCGUGUCAUAUCCUGUAUGUGUGUGAGCGAACAUGCAGUUUAAUAGUUAUCAACACCACUCUGGACCAGCUUGUUUUUACUUCCUGUGGAAAAUCAUGACUGCCUAAUCAUGUGCUCUAAACAGCCAAACAUUUUUAUUUUACAGUGUGAUUUGUUUUUAUAAUUUGUGUAAUUGGACAACUUUUGCAAUAUUCCUUCUACGUAGUGCAGCAUAGUAAAUUGAAUUUUUUUUUUUUUUUCUAUUUUGCUCUGUUUAACUGCACACAUGAGAGGAAAUGAGUUAAGUGUCUUCUGAAGACAGAGUAUCCAUGGAUCCUUCAAAAAGGCUUAAAAUAAAUCAAAAGUUAAGGUGUUAAAAUGUGUUAAAUUCAGUUUUUAAAGGUCUUUUUCUUCCAUCUCGUCACCCCUGUGCAAUAUGCAUCUUAUCAGCUUUACAAGACACAUUUUACUUUAUUUCACCUGGAUAAUUCAUUCAGUAUUAAUACUGUUUUCUAAGAACACACAAACAAACUGAACGUCCCGAAGCAGUUAAUAUCCUGGUGUCCUCCUUAUUCUGCACAAAAAUAUUAAAACGCACCUGCACAUUGCUAUCUCAUUCCCAGUUUUUGUAAUUCUACACGGAUAUGACAAUGUUUUGAUCAAAAAAUUAUCUAAUUUUUCACAUAAAAACAUUUUUUGUACUUUUUUGCAGAUUAUUGUUACCAAGCUUCUGCCUUAUUUUGCCCCUUGAAUGGUAAGAAAUGUUAAUGAGACUUCUUUAUAAGAAAUAGACUGGUUUAUUUUUGUUGAGAUUUGUUUUUGGCUUGCUGAAACUUGCACAAACCUUGUCAGAGACCGGCAGGAAAAAAGCAAAAUGCAAAAAAAAAUUAAAUGCAUCAUCCAGCUAAAGGAAAGUCAAAAACAUUUCCAAAACUUAAAAGAACUAAUUUUUUCAACAACUAUUUUUCGAAAAUCCACACAGCAGAGUGACAAAAAUAUGUUUAUGUCAACUGUUAGAGAAAUAUUGGAGAAAAACAUUUUACAUAAACUACAUGAUUAAUUAUAUGAUCAACCACUCAAACAAGUGAUAUUUGGACCAAGUUUUAAAAAGAUCUGCAGCAGUCUUUGGGUUUGUUAAGUGCUGUUACACCACAGAAGUAUAAAUGUACUCAUUUACUUCUCUUACACUACAUAUUAAUCAUUGUCACCGUUGUAUAUAUGUGCAUCAUUCUUUGCCUUCUGAGCCCAGACGACGUGCUUUAUGUAGUGCUUGAGUUAGCAUCAAAGAUGAAAUAUGCAGUUUGUAAGUUGGAUGAUGAGCUGCUUGACUACUGGGAAAGAGAGGUUUUGUCUUUAUGUUGUAAGGGUUUUUUCAUUGAAGUUAUUGAUUCCUCUUAGGUGUCAAAUCUUACAAACUGCAUCUUUGAAUUCUGAAGCAAUACGACCUUCAGGCUGGUGCUGUAUCUUUGUACUCAUCUCUUGAAUUCCUUAAACUGUGGAUGGAAAAACUGCAAGGUUUUGAUCAGAAUUUGGCACCGCAAGACCUCCAGAUACAUCUGACAAAGACUGAAUCCUGCAUCUUAGUGUUUUUUUGGGGGUUUUUUUUUAACUUCUCAAGUUUCUCCUGGGCAUUUCUCUCUCAGAAAUGUAUUUAUGAAAGCCACUUUGGUGCCAAAUGACUUCAAGAAUCUGUUAUGUGUGUUAUUUCCCAAGCAUGGACUGUCAUUUAAAUUGUGUGUCUGACGAGUGUAGACAGAAAUAAGGGGAACAAAUUAUUGUGUAUUUAAUAAUCUGGUGGUACUUUUAUAAAAAAAAGAUUGAAAUGUGAAACAUUUUUUGGAGGUUUUCGGUGCUGGUACUGAUAUUAAGAUGUCAGAGGGCCUUUCACAGAAUUCAGUGUGUCACCAGCUUUUUUAGAUGUUUAAAUACAUUUCACAUUGUGUUGCUGACAUAAGAGCUCAAUCACGCUACAAAUAUACUUUAUAAAUUGUAAAAUAUGAGACAUCUGAUUCAUGUAAACUCACAUUAAGAACAAUAUUUUACUCAAUUUAUCCCUUAAAAAUACGUCUCUAUCUCUAUUUACCUUCCAACACUAGCUUCUUUCUGCCUUCUCUUUGCCACCAGCGAGUGCCUUAAAGAGGAGAAGUGAAAGUAGAAUUGGAAGGAAAAGAAGCCAAAAAAAAAAAAAGGUGAUGAAGCACAUACAGGUUUAUGGCUGGUUUACUGCAUGUUUGUUGUGGAAGUUUUUACAAUUGCUUCUCUUAACUGGAAGAUCACAAUGGAAAGCAGGUGCUGUUAGAAAGGUAUUUUAAAGAGGGGGAAGUUGUCAAGAGGUUUUAAUGGAAUGUACAAAAAGAAAUUUAGUCUGUCACACUAUCACACUAUACAUCACCCAUACAAUAGGUUUAAUGUCGAUGAUACGGAUCUGUAGAGUUCAAAAAACCAUUUACACAGAUGAAGUGCAGGUAGAUAGAGUUAGAUAGAAACUUUAUUGAUCCCGAGGGAAAUUUAGGCAUCCAGCAGCUUAUACGACACAUACAAAACACCAGUGCACACAAGAAUAAACAAUAAAAACACAGCAGUGAAGUGAAGACACCAGAACUACUACCGAGAGCCAUCACUAUAGAUAGAGUAUGUGCAAAUGUAAGGUGAUUUACAGUUCAAGAAUAAUAAUUACUGUAAAUAAUGUUAAAUACAAACUGGAGAUAAAUAUAUAAAUGAAUACAAAUUGUGCUUAACGCUCACAUAGCCGGUAACCGACAGUCCUGCUGCCUAAUGACAGAAUAUAAUGACGGACGAAAUCAGGUCCAUGAAGGGAUACGUCCCGUCUCUAAGCUAACCUCUUUUACGCUAGCCUCUGUAACUCAGUGGGUUUAUUUUUACACAAAGAGUUUAUUUCAUCUGUCUUUCUGAAAACCUGAAAAAUGGUUUUGGAUAGUAACAUUUCCAUUUCAAUAAGCAACAUUACUUUGUUCCCCUCAUAUUCCUGUAUGCCACAUUUAUAUCAUGUUGACGUUGGUGCAAUUACUACUUUCCAACUUGAAAAUACCAUUCAAGUCAACAUCCAAGAUGAAUUUACAACAGGAACUGAUUUCUCUGAAAUAUUCAACUGUGUGCUAAAUGAUGCCUACAAAAAUGGAGACUUCACGUCCACUAAAGUCAAUUUUCAAGGUAUUUAAAACCACAUUUAAAAGAAUACUUAGACAUUUUGGGAAUUUUUAGCUAUUUCACUUUCUUGCCAAGAGUUUGACAAACUAGGAGACGAUUAGCUAUAGCUUAGCUUAAAGACUGGAGGCAGGGGGGAAAGGCUAGCAUAACUAAUGCAUGUCUUAAGUUCAAAAAUAGGCCUACAAAGAAGUGUGAAGUUCACUAAUUAACAUUUUGUACUUCUUUGUUUGAUGUUAAUAUGCUAAACUAAGCUAAAUCACCUCCUGGCCAGUAGCUUAGCUCACUUAACCUACUACUUACAGAUGUUUCAGUGGUAUCAAUCGUCUAAAUAUUAGUAAAGAAAGCAAAUAAGUUUCCCAAAAUGUCGAACUAUAAUGAACAAAUUGAGCUACAUUGUCAAUGCAUGGUAUUUUUAACCCUCACACGACCAACUAUGCAAUCACACAAACAUCUUGAGCGUUAGCAAGUGAUAAUCAGCAAUCUUUUCAAUUUCUGCCAUCCUUCCCACAUAAUGUGUACAUGGCAUUAGCUACUGGCGCUAAAGCCUCAUGUGAGCUGUAAGAGUUGAGUCACA